This is a messenger RNA of Panthera uncia (snow leopard), 4886 nucleotides long. RefSeq names its product Tax1 binding protein 1 (gene TAX1BP1). The transcript is spliced from 18 exons. The record is from RefSeq and is a predicted model, not a curated record. Gene Ontology annotation, biological process: negative regulation of apoptotic process. Bases 134 to 2581 code for a protein of 815 amino acids. Lineage: Eukaryota; Metazoa; Chordata; Mammalia; Carnivora; Felidae.
GCACUGAGGGGAGGUGUAGCCGGUCGGGGGAGAGAGGUAGUGGUGGCGGAAGAGGUUCGGCGGCUGAUGGCGGCACCGGCUCGGAAGCCUCUCUAACGCUCCCUCUGUCUUGGGGCUCCUCGCAGGAUUCACAAUGACAUCCUUUCAAGAAGUCCCCUUGCAGACUUCCAACUUUGCCCAUGUCAUCUUUCAAAAUGUGGCCAAGAGUUAUCUUCCUAAUGCACACCUGGAAUGUCAUUACACCUUAACUCCAUAUAUCCAUCCACAUCCAAAAGAUUGGGUUGGUAUAUUCAAGGUUGGAUGGAGUACUGCUCGUGAUUAUUACACAUUUUUAUGGUCUCCUAUGCCUGAACAUUACAUAGAAGGAUCAACAGUUAAUUGUGUAUUAGCAUUUCAAGGAUAUUACCUUCCAAAUGAUGAUGGAGAAUUUUAUCAGUUCUGUUAUGUUACCCAUAAGGGUGAAAUUCGUGGAGCAAGUACACCUUUCCAGUUUCGGGCUUCUUCUCCAGUUGAAGAGUUACUUACUAUGGAAGAUGAAGGAAAUUCUGACAUGUUGGUGGUGACCACAAAAGCUGGUCUUCUUGAGUUGAAAAUUGAGAAAACCAUGAAAGAAAAAGAAGAACUAUUAAAGUUAAUUGCUGUCCUGGAAAAAGAUACAACACAGCUUCGAGAACAAGUUGGAAGAAUGGAAAGAGAGCUUAACCAUGAGAAAGAGAGAUGUGACCAGCUGCAAGCAGAGCAUAAGGGUCUUGUUGAAGUAUCACAAAGUUUAAGAACGGAAAAUGAAGAGUUUAAGAAGAGAUACAAUGAUGCUACGUCCAAAGCUCUCCAGCUUGAGGAAGAUAUUGUGUCAGUGACACAUAAAGCGAUCGAAAAAGAAACUGAAUUAGACAGUUUAAAGGAUAAACUCAGGAAGACACAGUAUGAAAGAGAACAACUGGAAUGUCAAUUGAAGACCGAAAAGGAUGAGAAGGAACUUUAUAAGGUACAUUUGAAGAAUACCGAAAUAGAAAAUACCAAGCUUGUGUCAGAGGUCCAGACUCUAAAGAAUUUAGAUGGGAAUAAAGAAAGCAUGAUUACUCAUUUUAAAGAAGAGAUUGGCAGGCUGCAGUUCUGUUUGGCUGAAAAGGAAAAUCUGCAAAGGACAUUCUUGCUUACAACUUCAAGUAAGGAAGAUACUUUUCUUUUAAAGGAGCAACUUCGUAAAGCAGAGGAACAGGUUCAGGCAACUCGGCAGGAAAUUGUCUUUCUGGCUAAAGAACUUAGUGAUGCUGUAAAUGUGAGAGAUAAAACAAUGGCAGAUCUGCAUACUGCACGCUUGGAAAAUGAGAAAGUAAAAAAGCAGUUAGCUGAUGCAGUGGCAGAACUUAAACUAAGUGCUGUGAAAAAAGACCAGGAAAAGUCUGAUACACUAGAACACGAACUGAGAAGAGAAGUUGAAGAUUUGAAACUUCGUCUUCAAAUGGCAGCAGAUCAUUAUAAAGAAAAAUUCAAGGAAUGCCAGAGGCUCCAAAAACAAAUAAACAAACUUUCAGACCAAUCAGCCAAUAGCACCAGUGUCUUAACAAAGAAAAUCGGAAAUCAGCAAAAAGUGAAUGAUGCUUCAAUAAACACAGACCCAGCUACUACUGCCUCUAAUAUAGAUGUAAAGCCUUCUACAGCUGAGACAGAUUCUGACAUUGUAACAAAGGGACAAGUCUGUGAAAUGACCAAAGAAAUUGCUGACAAAACAGAAAAAUACAAUAAAUGUAAACAGCUCUUGCAGGAUGAGAAAACAAAAUGCAAUAAAUAUGCCGAUGAACUUGCAAAAAUGGAACUGAAAUGGAAAGAACAAGUGGAGAUUGCUGAAAAUAUAAAACUAGCACUAGCUGAAGUAGAGGAUAAUUACAAACUUCAGUUGGCAGAGAAAGACAAAGAAAUAAAUGGACUGACGACACAUUUGGAAAAACUCUCCGGGGAGAAGGAACUUAAAAUGAGUCUAGAAAAUCAAGCAGAAAGGAAAACAGAAGGUCCGAAUUCUCAGAGUCCUCGGAAGAUCUCACAGCGUCUCAGUACAUGCUCAGAGCAAAAUGGUCAUGUUGCUGCAGUGCCAAAUGUACAGCCAGUUCUGCAAUAUGGUAAUCCUUAUGCAACACAGGAAACCAGAGAUGGAGCAGAUGGUGCUUUUUACCCCGAUGAAAUCCAGAGGCCACCUGUAAGAGUACCUUCUUGGGGAGUGGAAGAUAAUGUUGUCUGCAGCCAGCCUGCUCGAAACCUUAGUCGGCCGGAUGGUUUAGAAGACCCUGAGGAUAGUAAAGAGGAUGAACAUGUGCCCACUGCUCCCGAUCCUCCAAGUGAGCAUUUACGUGGGCAUGGAACAGGCUUCUGCUUUGAUUCCAGCUUUGAUGUUCACAAGAAGUGUCCCCUCUGUGAAUUAAUGUUCCCUCCCAACUAUGAUCAGAGCAAAUUUGAAGAACAUGUUGAAAGUCACUGGAAGGUGUGCCCAAUGUGCAGCGAGCAGUUCCCUCCUGACUAUGACCAGCAGGGCUUUGAAAGGCACGUGCAGACCCAUUUUGAUCAGAAUGUUUUAAAUUUUGACUAGUUACUUUUUAUUAUGAGUUAGCAAUAUAGUUUAACAAUUUAAAAAAAUCACCUCCAAUAGACCACUAUGGAGACCACAAGGUAUCCCUUCCAUGUACCUUCUACCACACUUUUCUGAACAAGCGCUGCUUUGGAGUUUUGUGUUACUAGGGUCAAUCUUCAGCUUAUCAAUAAAUAUCAUUGUAACCCCUGUUAAUCUUACAGCUUAAGAAAACUUUUUCUGUGUUUGUAUCUUUAUUUAUUCCCCAGUUUGCAGAACUAUAUGAAUAAAGGAAAUGGAUUGUUUUAAUGUUACCACACUGAAUAUAUAUGUGGAGUGUGUGACUUAGCAUAAUAUUUACAAGUUUCUGUUGACCUUGUUGAUUGAGCAUGACUACUAAAUAUUAUGUAAUAAAAAUAAUUUAUAAGUGUGGCAAAAUAAUUAUUUGAAUACAGAAACUUCCAUAAUUUAACCCAUGAAAGGAUUUUUUUUAACUUCCUUUAAAAAUGGAGCUGCAUGUAGAAUCAGCUCACAUGCUUGCAGUAUAGCAACUACUUUUUGAUAUUUGAAAUGUUUGCUUUAGUAUUGAAUAGAAGGCAUAUUUUGCUAAUUUUAUGACCAAAACAUUUUAGAAUGACUUGAGUGAUUAUUUUUAAGCCAUCUUGAAGUUGUAUUUCUGUCUAAUGGGAAAAUGGAACAAAUACACCAGUGCAGUUGUUUCAUAACAACUGUUUCAUAGAAAGGAUCUAAACAGUGGUGGUUGUGGCAUAAAAUCACAGGAAGUGUAUCUGUAACUUUUCCACAUUUUCCUGAUGGAGGAGAAUUUUGAAAGAAGAUUCUCAGUAAGUGAUUGAAAAUGUGAUGUAUAAAUGCAAAUCAAUGUGUUCAUUGUGUCUCUAUGUAGUAUUCUCAUUAACAUUAAAGAGGACACAUUUUUGGAGAUGUGUAAUUUCAUUGUCAAAUUUAUUUACGAUAGCUUUUCAUUAAGUGUAAACAUCAUUAACAUUUUUUUUUUUUGGUCUGGGCUGUUAAGUUUCCCAACAGUGUUUCUCUUAAAAUAUGAAUGGUAAGAAUUUACUGUGAUUUUGCUUCUUUUGUAGUUAUCAAAAUAUUUAAGCUUAAGCAAGGUAGCUGGGAUGUUAACCUUACAAUCCGCGUGGUGGCAUUUCGGUGUGCUGUGUGUGAACUGCAUUCACAUCGUGUUGCUUGUAUUGGUUUCUGAAAGCCGAAGUUGGAAUCCUUGAAAAAGAAUUGUGAGUGCAGGGCAAGACGGGCUGUGGCAGACUAGAAGGCAGCAGUAGCUGAGGACACCCCCCCCCCCCCCCACUCACCUUCCCGGGAGGGGGACGUGCGGAUAAAACACAUUCAGUGGGGAUAGUCUCACGCUGCGGAGCAAGCCAACCUACGAGUAUCCUCCCCGUGUUAGGGUGGUAAGGGACACUACUGAAAAUACAGAGCCCUGUUUGUUUUGGGUCAGAGGCAGUUUAUUUUAAAUGAUUUCAUUUACAUUUAUAAGCAGCUUUUCUUGACAGCAAUUUUGAUUAAGUUGCCUUCAGUUCUAAAACAAACCUCUGUUGCUUUCAAACUUAAUGUGCUCUGUCCCCAACAAAACAUAUGAAAAUAUAAUUUAAAGCACAGUUUUCACAGACACAGUACGAUACAUUCACUAUACACGGUAUAACAAAAUAUUCCCAUCCUUACCUGUUUAGUAAUACUGUCACAAGGAAUAAGUAAAUAGAAAUUGAAUUUGUUUUAUAGUUGAAAGAAAUUUAACAUGCACAAUGACUAUUUUAUGACUGUUUAGCUGUUGAACUACUGAUCCAGCCUACAUUUCUUGCACUAGAAGGAGCAAAGCUAAAUAAUGACUGCUGGCCUAAAAAAAUUUUGGUCAAUUAUAGGUAGAUAUGAAGUAUCCAAGCAGGGCCUUCUUAUGCACCAACUAGUUGCUUCUCAUUGUCUGGAUCACCCUUUUUCAACCUAGAACACUGUAUAUUCAGGACCAAGACCACUCUUCAGAGAUCUGAGGAAAUUUUUCGAGGGCAGUGUCUUUAGAAAUACUUUAAAAUCCCUCAUUAUGAGGGAUCGACAACUGAAGAAUAUAGAAGCUUACCCAUCUGGCCAGUCAUCCUUUCAGACUGCGUGAAGAAUUGAGGAGGGACACCUGCUUCCCAGCUGUAAGACUUUCAUCAAAUGGAACAUGGAAAGUUAUUUUGUAAGCAGUUCGAGUUUGCUUUUCACCAGUUUUGUGGGCAGUUAGCCAUCUCAGAGCAAUUUUUAUUGCAUAAUGAGGCAGUUGGUAAACUCUUGCAUGUUUAAGGAAUAGCAC